CGCCCGUUCGAGGUAGCAAUUAUUGCUUAUACCAACGAUGCAUGAACCCUGAAUGCAAGUCCAAAUUCCCAGAAUGACUUAGAAAUGGGAAUUGAGUUUCAUGCCGUGUCCAUCAUUGUUGGGAGGUAAACAUUCUUCCCUUGCUUUGAUGUCAUAUUAUGAUCUUGUCGUUGGUUCUGGUUUUGGACUCGUUUGCUUUUUUAUGUCGCUGUUGGAAGACACCUGAUAAUGAGUUUGUCUCGUCGAUCGUCCUAAACUUGGCAAUAACAAUGACUUUUGCACCAACGUACCCUCUUCGCGGUUACGCUAAGCUCCCUUUCCGUUCUUUGUCUGUUGUGGUCCAGGGCGGCGAAGAUCAAAGAACAUUGGAGCUCAAAAGCCCAGGCACGCCAGGGUCCGAAGCGCUGAAGAGAUUGCUUGCCUCUUUGGUGAUUGGCCAAUUGCUCUCAUAUGCCAACGUUCAAUGCAUUUGGAGCCUGUCACCGCCAUUGUCAGUCUUGUCAGUCAAGUGGCCAGGGAGGUCAAUGAUGAGGGGAGGGCCGCGAGGGAUUGAGUUGAGAUGAUCAGGGGUUGAAAGCGGGGUCCGGUCAAGGUCGACGGGAGGCCCACAAGUCCACCGGGACGGGAGCCGGCCGAGUGGAUGCUCGCGUGUCCGGCCCCGCCGUCACGCAGAGGC
Neurospora tetraspora is the source of this 676-nucleotide messenger RNA. RefSeq lists its product as uncharacterized. Lineage: Eukaryota; Fungi; Ascomycota; Sordariomycetes; Sordariales; Sordariaceae. Bases 159 to 563 code for a protein of 134 amino acids. The transcript has a single exon. The record is from RefSeq and is a predicted model, not a curated record.